CUCUCAUAUCCAUUAUUUUGCUAACCAAUCUCUAUUUCCAAGGGAUGAAAAUAUUUCUAUUCCACCUAUAUAUACCACACUUUUCUCAACUUCAACCCAUCAACAAAUUCUCUACCUUUCUUGACUUUGAUUUCUUUCAUAACUCCUCAUCUCAUUAUAACUUCAAAAAAGGUUCAUACAAUGGCCAUUCGCCAGAUUCUAAGACGUUCUUUGUCCAAUGAAAGAAGGUCGGCUGAAGUUCCAAAAGGCCAUGUUGCCGUCUAUGUUGGUGAUAAUGAAAAGAAGCGCUUUGUGAUUCCAGUCGCCUACUUGAACCAUCCUUCGUUUCAAGAAUUGCUUUUUCAAGCCGAGGAAGAAUUCGGGUUCAAUCACCCGAUGGGUGGCCUCACCAUCCCUUGCAGUGAAGACUUAUUUGUAGAUUUCAUCUCUGGUUUGAGCAGAAGAUGAUUUAUAGCAAUGGUGUUUUAGAAGUAGAAUUUUGUAGAUUAGAAAAUGUAUCCAGAUGAGAAUACGCAGAAAUGUACAUGAAGUAUAGUAUUGAGAAACUUAUGUUUCCUUCA
Salvia splendens (bonfire salvia) is the source of this 560-nucleotide messenger RNA. RefSeq names its product auxin-induced protein 15A-like. NCBI's taxonomy places the organism in Eukaryota, Viridiplantae, Streptophyta, Magnoliopsida, Lamiales, Lamiaceae. Gene Ontology annotation, biological process: response to auxin. The transcript has a single exon. Bases 181 to 447 code for a protein of 88 amino acids. The record is from RefSeq and is a predicted model, not a curated record.